Zasmidium cellare ATCC 36951 is the source of this 1608-nucleotide messenger RNA. RefSeq lists its product as uncharacterized. The transcript has 2 exons. Gene Ontology annotation, cellular component: SCF ubiquitin ligase complex. NCBI's taxonomy places the organism in Eukaryota, Fungi, Ascomycota, Dothideomycetes, Mycosphaerellales, Mycosphaerellaceae. The record is from RefSeq and is a predicted model, not a curated record. The coding region runs from base 1 to 1608 and encodes 535 amino acids. Gene Ontology annotation, molecular function: protein binding. Gene Ontology annotation, biological process: SCF-dependent proteasomal ubiquitin-dependent protein catabolic process.
AUGAGCGCAGAAGAGAUACAGGCACCUAACACGGCGCCAGAGACUGAGGCAGAACUCGAGGCAUUCAGACAGCGAUGGCGCGAAGAAGUAGAAGCCCGGAACAAGCAGACAGCAACGCCAUCGACAAAGAAAGCCUAUGAAAAGAUACAGAGGCAAAGGGGCGCUCCUCCGCCAGCACACGCCACGGCCGCCGCACCCUCGUCAAGUCGAACGUACAAUGAAGAGGUAGAACCCAAGGCAUACCACGAUCUCCCGAACAAGGAGGAGCAGCUAGUUCUCGGGAAAGAAGGACAGGACCACGACAGAGACGUAUACAAAGAGCCUAGCUCAGCGCUGGAACAUUACGAGAGGGCCGUAGAAAGGGAGACUCAAGGCAAUCUAGGCGAGAGCAUCAGACACUACCGAAAGGCAUUCAAACUCGACGACGGCGUCCACGAAGCCUACAAGCGCAAACACUUCCCUCCAUCAUCUUUCGUGAAACCCAAACCGACCAACCCCAAUACAUCCAAUGCCGCCGCCACAGUCCCCCGAACCGACCACCACUCCCUAUAUGGUAGUUCCUCAGAAGCCCUGCCAGCAACCCUCAAACAGCUAGUCGACGACUUCUCCGCCCUUCGAAUCGAACCCCCACCACCACCCACAGAUGCCUCCCCACAAGAACGCUGCCUCCUCGCGGAGAUGCCCGAAGAAAUCCUCACCCAAAUCCUCAUCGACCUCGCCACCCAAGACGUCGCCUCCUUCGCCCGCCUCACCCAAGUCUGCAAACGCCUCGCCUACCUCGUCCUAACCGAAGACUCCAUCUGGAAACGCGUCGCCCAAGGCCCCGAAUUUGGGUUCGCCGCCAUGCUCUACGACUACACCGUCGACAUCGAAGGCUUCCCAAUUUCCGCGAGCGACAACAUCGCCCGGUACCUCGACGACGAGAUCGACGAAACCGAAACCCCACCCCUGGUCCCCUUGCCAAAAGAACGCGAACAGUCCUUCGACGCUUUGACAGACUCCCUCCUGCACUCAACCUACGCCUCCUCCUGGCGCCACCUCUUCCGCACCCGUCCCCGCCUGCGCUUCAACGGCUGCUACAUCUCCACGGUGAACUACACCCGCGCCGGCGCCACAGCGACCAACACACUGACGUGGGGCGCCCCGAUCCACGUGGUGACCUACUUCCGCUACCUGCGCUUCUUCCGCGACGGCUCUGCCAUUUCCCUCUUGACGACCUCCGAACCGCCCGACGUCGUACAUCACCUCACAAAAGCAAACCUCCACUCCCACCACGGCUCGUACCUCCCUUCUUCCGUAAUGAAAGACGCCCUGCGCGGGCGCUGGAGGCUCUCCGGCCCUGCUUCCUCCUCAUCGCCCGACCCGCUCACGGGCGAAGAGGAACAUGAGGGGGAAUUGUUCAUCGAAACGGAAGGCGUCGUGCCCAAGUAUACGUACAAGAUGCACUUGGCCGUGGCGAACGCGGGGAAGAGUACGCGCAACAAUAAGUUGGCGUGGAAGAGGUUUUGGAGUCACAAUAAGCUGACGGACGAUUGGGGCGAGUUUACGUUGAGGAAUGAUAAGGCGUUUUACUGGUCGAGGGUGAGGUGUUAUGGGGAUGGCUGGUAG